GUUUGUGUUUGUUUGAUCGUCGUUUAGUCUCUUGUGUUUCGGUUGUGUUUGCCUAGCUGCCAACCAAAUCUUGAAAUUACUUAUUCAAUACUCCACAUUGAUACUUAUUUAAUAAGAUACUUUGCCAUUUUAUUUAGUUGUUUAGUUGCAAUCUACAGUGAUAAAAUGCCAUCCCGAGAUGAGGCUACAAUUUGCUUAUUUGAUGUUGAUGGGACACUAACAGCACCCAGACAGGUAAUCACUGCUGAAAUGAAAGAAUUUAUGGAUAAGUUACGUGAAAAGGUUAUUGUUGGUGUGGUGGGUGGUUCUGAUUUGUCAAAAAUAAAAGAGCAAAUGGGUGGAGAUUAUUUUAUUGCGACAUACGAUUAUGUCUUCUCUGAAAACGGUCUAGUAGCAUAUAAAGAUGGUGAACUAAAGGCUAUACAAAACAUAUCAAAAUAUAUUGGCGAAGAAAAACUUCAAACAUUUAUAAACUAUUGUUUGAAAUAUAUGUCAAAACUGAAGCUUCCAACUAAACGAGGUACUUUUAUCGAGUUUCGAAAUGGCUUAAUAAAUGUUUGUCCUGUUGGCAGAAGUUGCAGCCAGGAGGAAAGAAUUGAAUUUAAUAAGUUUGACCAGGAGCAUCACAUUCGAAAAGAUUUCGUGAAGAGCUUAGAAGAGAAAUUUUCAGAUUAUGGUUUGCAAUUUUCAAUUGGCGGACAAAUUAGUUUCGACGUGUUUCCACUCGGUUGGGAUAAAACAUACUGUAUACGUCAUCUAGAUCUGUCCAAAAUCAAAACAAUUCAUUUCUUCGGCGACAAAACUGAAAAGGUAAUCACUGCUGAAAUGAAAGAAUUUAUGGAUAAGUUACGUGAAAAGGUUAUUGUUGGUGUGGUGGGUGGUUCUGAUUUGUCAAAAAUAAAAGAGCAAAUGGGUGGAGAUUAUUUUAUUGCGACAUACGAUUAUGUCUUCUCUGAAAACGGUCUAGUAGCAUAUAAAGAUGGUGAACUAAAGGCUAUACAAAACAUAUCAAAAUAUAUUGGCGAAGAAAAACUUCAAACAUUUAUAAACUAUUGUUUGAAAUAUAUGUCAAAACUGAAGCUUCCAACUAAACGAGGUACUUUUAUCGAGUUUCGAAAUGGCUUAAUAAAUGUUUGUCCUGUUGGCAGAAGUUGCAGCCAGGAGGAAAGAAUUGAAUUUAAUAAGUUUGACCAGGAGCAUCACAUUCGAAAAGAUUUCGUGAAGAGCUUAGAAGAGAAAUUUUCAGAUUAUGGUUUGCAAUUUUCAAUUGGCGGACAAAUUAGUUUCGACGUGUUUCCACUCGGUUGGGAUAAAACAUACUGUAUACGUCAUCUAGAUCUGUCCAAAAUCAAAACAAUUCAUUUCUUCGGCGACAAAACUGAAAAGGGUCAGAAUGACCACGAGAUAUACAUGGACGAACUUGGUCAUAAAGUAACAAGUCCUGAAGAUACUAUGAAUCAAGUGAAGGAAAUAUUUUUUAAAUAGUUUCAGCUAGCUAGAUUUGAUUUAGAAUUUAAUGUAGGUGCAAUAUAUUUUAAUAUGGAUAUGGGUGUCAUAUAUAGUAUAUUUAUAUCUGCACUAUAUUUUUUAUAUAAGCAACUUUUAAAAGAGAUUGGAAAGAGUUUACAUUUAGUUACUGAAAGUUGUUUUCCAUCAAGGUCUUCAAUUUUCCAUUUACGUUAAAGAUGGCAGCGUUUUCUAUGUUUUUAUUGAUUGCUAAGAAGGUUUUGCUAAAAUACAGGCGUUGCGUCCACAAAAAAUUCACAUGUCAAGAUUCUAAACACUAAAAGCGGCCAAAAACACCUUAAUGCAAAGCGACUUUUACGCUAAAGUUGUAUUUUUUUUUAAUUAUUUUUAAUGUGAGAGGCAGCGCUAACAGGAAAUCGUUUUAGAGCAAAAAAAAUUUGCAACAGAGGUAAUAAAUUGUCAAUAUUACUACAUAAGUUUUAGGCAACAAAUUUUAACGACUGCGAUAUUUUUGCGAUAAAGAAACUCGAGGGCAUAAAUGUUUGACAAAAUGCUUAAAAAUCGCGAAAUGUCGAAGUUCUUUGGGGAUAAAGUUACUUGGUUUUUGUUGUUUAAAUACUUCUUUGUAAGAGCUGUUCGAAAUAGUAAAUGUUUUAAUUCAAACCAUUCAAAUUAGCGGAUUCAAGAUCCUAACGCUCUGUUUCGAUGUAUAUCCUCGCCAUGUAACAUCUAUAAUUUAGUAGAAAAUUGCAGUAAAAGGGAAGAAGGAUAGUUAUCAACUUAUGUUUUUGUGUACGUCGAUUUCCAUUAGUUUUCAUGUAUUUAUUUAGCCAUUAUAAUUCUAUAUUUAUGUAUCAAAGGAUCAGUGUUUUUUUUUGUUUUUUCAUUUAAGCGAUUAACGAAGUCGUUCUA
Molecule: messenger RNA, 2379 nt
Organism: Hydractinia symbiolongicarpus
Lineage: Eukaryota; Metazoa; Cnidaria; Hydrozoa; Anthoathecata; Hydractiniidae
Product: phosphomannomutase 2-like
Biological process (GO): GDP-mannose biosynthetic process; mannose metabolic process; protein N-linked glycosylation
Cellular component (GO): cytosol
Molecular function (GO): phosphomannomutase activity
Source: RefSeq, a predicted model, not a curated record